Caenorhabditis sp. 36 PRJEB53466 is the source of this 2292-nucleotide messenger RNA. The record is from the annotation of a GenBank genome assembly. Lineage: Eukaryota; Metazoa; Nematoda; Chromadorea; Rhabditida; Rhabditidae.
AUGAAACCCUCCUCGUCGGCGACGGCGCACGAGCCGGGCUCCGACUACAUCGUCAACUUGAACGUGGGCGGCCGAAUAUUCGCGACCAGCUGCAACACGCUCAGCUGGAUUCCCGACACGUUCUUCACGAGUCUGCUCAGCGGACGGAUGGGCAGUGUGCGCGACGCGAGCGGAGCCAUCUUCAUUGACAGAGAUCCCGACGUCUUCAGGGUCAUUCUGAACUAUUUGAGGACGAAACAAGUUGACUUGGGGUAGGAUUUCAUUCGACAUGUUUCCUAGAAAGAACAGUUUUUCAGGGGAUUCAAAGUGGAAACUCUAAAGCACGAGGCGCUGUUCUUCGGACUGACUCCUCUGAUCCGUCGACUAACCCUCUGCGAAGAGCUGACCUCAACCUCAUGUGGCUCCGUCUACUUCUGCGGAAUGAUACCACCUCCCGACCUGCCCUCCGAUAGCCUUCCCAUUGAGAAAAGUCGCUCUCCGAUGUACUCCCAGGCGUCCGAAUCGUCUUCGAAUGACUUGAAAAGUAAGGGAAAUGCAUCGCCGAGGCAUCGUGGACACGCCAAGAAACAGUCGACCGACAUGAGCAGAUACAUCAGGAAUGAGCUGGCAGAACUGGCAAAGUCGAAGAGCCCGCCGGAUCGGGAGACGGAGCCGUUGAAAGUGAGAAUGAUUCGAGCGCACAUCUGUUCGAUCGUGGUCGCCUACUCCUACUUUGUCUGUGUUUAUCGGUAAGACAGUUCUAAAGAUACCAUGUUCGAGAACAAAGACAUUCCAGGGUGACCGAAUGGAACACCUUCAUUCUUCUCUGGAAAUCCCCUCGAACUCGGACGUUCGUCUCGCACAUCGCCGUAAACACAAAGAUUGCGGCGACCGUGGCCGAACGCCUCGUGGCCGUCUCUUUCCACGACGAAACCAUCGGACUGUGGCACAUUGACGACGAGGGAAAGGCGGAGAAGAAGGGAUUGUUCUCGAUGAACGUCUCGAUCGACAAUCUGUUCUUCGUCGGCACUCAAAUGGUCGCCCUCAGCAGAACAGGCAAAGUUGGCAUCUGGCACUCGGCGACGCAGAACUGGCAGGCUCAGGAUGUGCAGCCGAUCUCCUGCUAUGACACUGCCGGCUCUUCGCUCAUUUUGGGAUGCGCCAACGGAAGCAUGAAUCAUAUAGAUAUGCAAAAGUUUCCAUUGAGGUAAAAAAAGAAGUUUCAGGCCGUUUCAAACAGUUUUUUCUUCAGAAUGAAGGACAACGAUCUUCUGGUGACUGAACUGUUCAGGGAUCCGAACGGAGAGACCAUCACCUCGUUGUCCGUGUUUCUCACACCGAAAACCUGUAAGUUCUAUUUAGUUCCCAUCCGUUGCCGAUCAGGUGAAUGUUAAUUUCAGCCGCAUGUGGUAACUGGAUCGAGAUAGCAUACGGAACAUCCAACGGAGUAGUCAACCUGAUUCUUCAGCAUCCGGAAACAGCUGGACACCAGCCAGUCCUCUUCCAAAGCUACAAUAUCCAUAACUCUCCGGUCGUGCGGGUCUCCCUCAACACUGCCCACCUGAUCAGCGUUUGCUCCGAGUACAAUCACGUCCGUUCGUGGAAUGUGACCCGGUUCCGAGGAAUGAUAAACACGCAGCCGGGCACGGUCCCUCUUGCCUCAUUCAAAGUGCUCACUUUGGAUUCGACAGACGAGACGACUGACAAACAGUACAACCAUCCGGGACCGUACGGAGACCAAGACUCGGAGCAGGUGCUCGUUCAGAGAAUCAUUCCGAAUGCACAGAAACUGUUUGUUAGACUGGCUUCAACUGGAGAAAGGUAACAAGGAUCAUCAUUUGAAAUGUCGAGUAAACGAACAACUUCAGAAUCUGUACAGUGGAUUCAGUGGAAGACUCCCCGAUCACUGCGUUUUGCGUUCACGAACUCGACGGUCAGAAGUUGGGAAGUCGUCUGAGAAAGUAUCUCUUCUGCGGUAACGCGAACGGAAGUGUCCAAGUGUGGGAUCUGACUUCUGCACUGGACCAGUUCCACCUCAAGAACGGAUCUAACCCGCAACAGCAAGUGAACCCACCGGCCGCCGCCAAUCAGGCGGAUCUCAUUAAAGCACAAUUCGGGACACCGUCCACGAGGACAGUAAUCAGUUUGUCAAAUGUGAGAGUAGUCAUAGUUCAAUUUGAAUCAAACAGUAAAUUUUUAUUACAGUACUCCGGAGGCCCGUCGCCGCAAGAACUGCUCGAUGUGAUCGACGACAACGACAUUUGCUGCUCGACGCCUUCUCUAUCUCGCUGCCCCUCUGCCGUCCUUACCUAG